AGCGCUUUCAUCGAGUAACUGUUAUUAGAGCGAAUUGGGUGGUCUAAAGAAACCUUGACUUAUCUCUAAGCUUGUCUUUGUCAGGAUGAGCUUUAACCGAGGCAAUGAUGGGAAGCCAAGGGGUUUUGGAUUCAGUGGAUUCUCUGUGGGGAAUAAGAAAGCACUGGAAAAUCCAGGGUUUUCUCUCAACUUUGGUGGAGCAGCAUCCAGAGCAUUCGGCCAUGGAACAAAAAUAGGGAGAAGGAGAAUAAAAAGCGAGGAGGAUUACUUUGAUGAUGAUGAUGAGGCAGUUAAUGAGGCGGACUUGGAGUACCAGCCAGCGCCAGGAAGUCCUGGGCAUGAUGGGAAGGGGGACAGUAAAGAGGGCGGAUAUGGUAGCGAUGAAAGCGAUGAUCCUCUGGAUGCCUUCAUGGCAAAUCUGGAGCAAGAAGAGCUGGGAGUAAAACCCAGUGCAGAAGCUGAAGUGAAGAAAGGUUCAGAUAGUGCUAAGAAAGAAAAAGAGAAAAAAGGAGUGCGUGAUGAUAUUGAGGAGGAGGAUGUUCAGGAAGCAUAUUUUCGCUACAUGGAAGAAAACCCCAAUGCAGGGCUUAAUCCAGAAGAUGACAUUGACAUAGAGUAUGACCAAGAUGGCAAUGCCAUUAUAACAGAAAAGCACAAGAUCAUAGACCCUCUCCCUCCCAUUGACCACUCAGACAUUGACUACGAUCCCUUCGUAAAAAAUUUCUACACAGAACACGAGGAGAUUGCUCGGUUGACCUACCCUGAGGUGCUAGAGCUGAGGAAAAAACUUAAUACAAGGGUCAGUGGGCUUGACCCCCCAAAACCUGUGUCCAGUUUUGCUCACAUGGGCUUUGACGAGGCACUGAUGCAGGGGAUACGGAAGAUGGGUUACACCCAGCCGACGCCCAUCCAGGCCCAGGGAGUCCCCAUAGCCCUCAGUGGGCGAGAUAUCAUAGGGAUUGCCAAGACUGGCAGUGGCAAAACAGCAGCAUUCUUGUGGCCACUGCUUGUACAUAUUAUGGACCAGAAAGAGUUAAAGCCAGGGGAUGGCCCCAUAGGACUUAUAUGUGCCCCCACCAGGGAGCUGUCACAACAGAUCUACCAUGAAGCCAAGAGGUUUGGUAAGGUGUAUAACAUCCAUGUGGUCUGUGCCUAUGGUGGCGGGAGUAUGUGGGAACAGACCAAAGCUUGCCAGGAGGGGGCGGAGAUCAUCGUCUGCACACCGGGUCGUCUUAUAGAUCUUGUGAAGAAGAAGGCCACAAACCUCACACGAGUGACGUACUUGGUAUUUGACGAGGCGGACAGGAUGUUUGAUAUGGGAUUUGAGCCUCAAGUAAGAUCAAUAGCCAAUCACGUGAGACCAGACAGACAGACUCUGUUGUUCAGUGCGACAUUUCGUAAGAGGAUUGAGCGGUUGGCGCGGGAUAUCCUGACAGACCCUGUACGAGUGGUACAAGGAGAUUUGGGAGAGGCCAAUGAGGACAUCACACAGGUAGUGGAGGUGCUGCCCCCUGGCGGUGCGAAGUGGGUGUGGUUGACAUCACGACUCGUGGAGUUCAUGUCAGUUGGAAGUGUCCUAAUAUUUGUAACAAAGAAAGCCAAUAGUGAGGAGCUGGCAACAAAUCUCAAAGCAAGAGAUUUUAAAGUGGGUUUACUGCAUGGAGAUAUGAGCCAGCAAGAAAGAAAUGAGGUCAUCAAUCAGUUUAAGAAGAAAGAAAUCCCUACUUUAGUGGCAACCGAUGUGGCAGCUCGAGGUCUUGACAUCCCUUCCAUUAAAACAGUAGUGAAUUUUGACGUAGCCAGGGAUAUUGACACUCACACUCAUAGGAUUGGAAGAACAGGAAGAGCAGGUGAGAAGGGCAUGGCCUACACACUGGUCACUGAGAAGGACAAAGAAUUUGCGGGUCAUCUGGUGCGGAACCUGGAAGGUGCCAGCCAAGAAGUCCCCAAGAAACUCAUGGAUCUCGCUAUGCAGGCAAACUGGUUCCGUAAAUCACGUGUACGCCAGGGUAAAGGAAAGAAGUUAAAUGUCGGGGGUCAAGGUCUUGGAUUCCGGGAGCGACCGGGACUGGGAUCAGGAGGAACACAGGUGACGGAUACUUCCACACCAGGGGGAAGCAUUGGUACCAGUACCAAAGCACCAACCAGUUUCAGUGCGUAUGAGCCGUCACGGUCAGCAGGGCCGCAGAGUGACAGAGUAGCCGCCAUGAGGGCAGCCUUUUCUGCUCAGUUUAAAUCAAACUUUGUCAGCGCCAGUGACAAAGACUCAGCCUGGAUAGGAAAUCCUGAACAUGUAAACUCGGGCACUUAUCAGGACAUUAACCAAGAGGGCAGACCUGAGAAAAAGAAACGGAAAACAAGAUGGGAGUGACAGGUGCAGGGGAUGAAAACUGUGUAAUAAAUGGAAAUAUGUGGCCGUUUACACUAAAAUAGAAAGAAAUAUUUGGUCAUUUACAUUGAGAACUUCAUGAAAGUGGCCUGGGUAAAAAGACUUAAUGUUUCUUUGAAUCAUUUUAGAUAACAAUGGAUACUGUGAGAGAGAAUGAGAGAUUUCAGUUCAGUCUUUUUAUUUUGAAAAGAAACAUUUUUCUUACUUUUUAUAUUUGCAUUAAAACCUGUAAAUACUGUUACAUAUAUUUGUAAUAUAGCAUUUCAAAAUAUUUCUAUCACUGCAUCAAGUAACUGUAAUACUGACUUGUAACUAUGAUAAAAUGUUGAAAAACUAUGUAAAUUUGGUAGAUUGUAGACAAAACUCGAUGGCAAAUGACAUACUGUAAAUGUGAACUGUAUGACUUAUGCAUGGAUGAGCUUUUACAAUUCAUAAUAAAGCACUGUGUGCUACACAAAAUAAAUCCAUCAUAACAAACAACUCAUCAUAUUGGAACACAGCAGUUUACUUGAACAUCAGAGAAAUAAAAUGGACAAAAUACCAAAAAGUAGUCUAUGUCAGUAGAGUUAACUGCAAUAACUGUUGACUAAAUUUAUCAUUAUAAAUGUGUGUGGAUGAUAAUUUAAGAACAAACAAAAAGUGUCAAGAUCACUUUUACCAAUACUGAAAAAUGUCUGUCUGUUGAACUUAAAAUUACAAGUUGAUGUCUUGGAAAAGAU
Molecule: messenger RNA, 3108 nt
Organism: Lingula anatina
Lineage: Eukaryota; Metazoa; Brachiopoda; Lingulata; Lingulida; Lingulidae
Product: ATP-dependent RNA helicase DDX42
Molecular function (GO): ATP binding; RNA helicase activity; nucleic acid binding
Source: RefSeq, a predicted model, not a curated record